Molecule: messenger RNA, 754 nt
Organism: Paramecium tetraurelia
Lineage: Eukaryota; Ciliophora; Oligohymenophorea; Peniculida; Parameciidae
Exons: 4
Biological process (GO): mitochondrial electron transport, NADH to ubiquinone
Source: RefSeq, a predicted model, not a curated record
AUGUUGCAAAAGUGUAUGCAAUUAGCAAAGAGAGCUUAGUUUUCACAGAUUGUGAAAUCUUACACUAACUUAGCUUAACAUAAAUGGUUAGAUUAUGAUGAAACUCAUAAAAACUCACUCCAAACUCAUAAAAGCAGAGCUGAAGAAUUUAUUCAUAAAAUUCCAGUAAUUGAAGUAGAUUCUGAUGUUGUUAGAUGCCUAGGUGGUACCCAUAUCAAUGCAGGACAUCCUUAGGUUUAUAUCAAAUUAGAUACAAGAACUGAAGGAACACCUUAAACUUGCAAAUAUUGUGGCUUAUAGUAUGUUAAGAAGGGACAUGGAUCACAUCAUCAUUGAGCAUCAAUCAAAUAUCAUCAUAAUUCAUUAAUAUAUAUAUGAGUAUAUACAACACUACUCAUAAUUUUGGUAUAAUGGUAUAAUCUAGCAAAGAUCUUGCAAUAUCGAUAGGGUUUUGUAUGGAUUUAGAAUAAUUAUUCUUAAGGUAUUUUUUCACUUAGGCCUCUACUUCCAAUAACUAUAAAAAUUGGUAAGUUGUAUAAAUACUUCUUGAUCUGUGAAUAAUAUAUUGACUUAUUCUGAAUCAUCCUUUUUAUUGAUAUUAAUACAUCUCAUUGUUGAGUAGUCUCAAUUGAACAACUCUCAUAAUGUUCCAUGAUAUGUUCUCCAAACAUUUGUUCAGCAAAUCCUUAGAUCUAUGCAAUCAACUCUGCCAAUUCAAAGGUUGUACUAGCUUCACUAACCCGUUUUAACUGAU